AAUGCCAGGCAUUCGUCUUUGCAAUCCCAAAUUGUCAAGGGUAAAAGAAAGGCACCCACUAGAGACCUUCGGAUGGGAGACAAGGAGGGCAAAUAGAGGACCCAAGAUAUCUCCAGCACGUCUACUGUUAGGGGCCCCUAGACCUGCAUCCACUAAAUUGGUACCGAUCUUCUCAGGAGGGCCACAAUGGCCUCUCUCCAGGUUUGGCAGGCACGAAAUGAGACCUGCGGUUCCAUCGACCUGGGACUUUUUCUGCAUUAUUCGCUUAUUCCAUCAUUUGCCAUAAUUGUGGUGCUGUCCUGUCUCGAAAGAAGAGCCAGGAGAAGUCCAGUGGAUGAAAAAUGGCCCCUUCUCAACAGACGAUGUGGGAUCGUGGUACCCUUGGAUUUUGCAGGGGCAUUCAAAAAUCGGUGGUCGCUGGGUUUUGCCUUCGGGGCUACCGCCAACAAAGUCAUGAUUCUGUUUUCAGAAGGCUACACUCCACUGCAAGUGGUGCCCAAAUGGAUGCAAGCCAUUGUGCUCCUCAUUGGUGCCCUGGAAGUGGGAGUCUCCUCCUACCCUUUCUUCGCUUGUCUUUCGACGCACUCCCAGACUGCAGGGCCUGCGCUGGGAUUCCUUUACACAGGAACAUGGUUUGUGAUCAUGAACAUACACAUCAUACUAUGCCCACAUGGACAAGUUGCAGGACCCUAUGAGAAGAUAAUUUUUUACUGGCCCUCUUUGUUCUGCCAGGUCUUCUUGCUGGGCAGGUUUGCUUAUAAGUUUGUGAAUGCCUCAUGGGUCCAACUCAAGAUGGGUCAUCUUAAGGGGGAGUCCUCUUUCCUGGAGGGACAUCAGGCCCAGUAUGUCCAGCAACUGAUGAGGAAGCCUCAGCUUCAGCAGCCUCAGAAAUCCUGGUUUCAGCAGAAGGUAUAUGAAUGGGACCCUUACUUUCAUUUCCCCAGCAGAAUGAUCAUCACAGCUAUGCUUGCCCUAAUAUGCCUCUACAUGUUUGUUGUGACUGAGUAUCAUGUUUACAAGCUUGUUUUGCAUGAAUUGAAGAAUGUGCAGAUGUUUCUUGAGGAAUUUACUACUUCCAUCAAUGUAUCCAGUAACACAUCAGAAGCUGUUGCAGGCAUCCAGAGCUUCACAGAAUUCAUUCAUGUCACAGAAGGUGUCUGGAUGUUCACCACCUUCAGUGCCUGCUUGAUGUGUGUCAGCUAUGUGUUCCACAUCUUAGCCUGCUACAGAAAACACAUGAAGAGGCUGUGGGCAGGGCAGAAGCAAUUCCUUCCUCUGGCCUUUGGAAAAAUUUCAUCUUCUCUCUGUGUGGCAUCAAUAGCAAGAUACUCUGGUUGGCAAAUCGCAUUCAUCUUGUGGGGAUACCUGAUCCUCCACAUAGUACAGUGCCUCUUUGGAAUCUUGUUCAUGUACAGUUUUGUUUUGCCGAUCAAGCACGGUGAGGGGAUAGAAGUGGUUAAAAGUUUGGGAACUGGAAUCCUCACAGUUGCCAUUGUCGUGGGACUUAUGGUGACGCAGAUCACGACUGCGAGGAGCUUCUUCCUUCAGCCAAAAAUUCUACCAAGUGACAAGGAAAAGCCUUUGGCCCUUGAUAACAGGAAGGCAUUCCAUAAUUUCAAUUACUUCUUGUUCUUCUAUAAUGUGCUGCUGGGCCUGAGUGCCUGCCUGUUCCGGUUGCUGGGCAGUGUCCUUGUGGGAACCUGGCUGAUUGCACGGAUAGACAGGACCAUCAUGCCCAAAGGCUAUGAAAACGCAGACAGAGGAUUUAGAACAUGGAUUGGGAUGCUCUUUAUGGACCACUAUCACACAAAUCCCACCCUUGUGUGCUUUUGCCAUGUUCUUGUGGUUGCAACCAGAGGAGGACUGCAGCAAAAAGCCACCGGCUUCCGUAACUUCAGCAAUGCAACAGAUUACAGGAUAUCCAGCAAAGCCAGGACAAGAUGGCUGCUGUUAUAUACUCUUCUAAAUAACCCUAGCCUCUCAAGCCUCAGGAAACCAAAAUCAUAACUGCUUUAUGGAAGCGAAUGAUUUUGCCUAAUUCUGCAGCCACGCUGGAGCCACGAAGAAAGCUCCUUGCGCCUGCAUUAGACUACCCUUUGCAUUGUACUAUGUAACACAGCCAUUAGUUCAUCAGGAUCAGUCCACUCUGGAUGGCAGUGGCUCUUUCUAUCUGUGCAUUUCUGGAUCUCUAUUAAAAAACAAAAGAAAAGAAAUUUCCAUGAAUGGAGGAAUAUACAAAUAGCUACGAUUCAGGGUUGUUGGGGGUGAGUCCUGCUGUCUCUCACCCUCUCCUUUGGCAUCAGACGGGUCUAUGGCUACUGUAUUACUUUCGAUUUCUCCUUUCCUCAGUUUAGUUCACAGACCCAUCUUUUUAACUCUAAGCAAAUGCAUGGGAUAUGUAGGAUUGGCUAUUGGGUGUUGUUCCACCCCAGGAUGAAGAGUAGCUCUUUGCUCCACCCUGUAGUUGCCCUGCAUUUGCACAAAUAGGUCUAGUUUGAUCCAUUUUGCACACUGGUCUGGAAACAGUGCAGAUGCCUAAUCAAGAGAGUCGUGAGCUUUGUCCCGCUUCUCCCCUGAAUUUAUAUACUGUAUAUAUAAGUUAGAACUCCCUGGAUCCAUCAGCUGGAACCUGGUACAAAGAAACCUACACUUACAAAUACAACAGACCUAAU
Messenger RNA from Pogona vitticeps (central bearded dragon), 2672 nucleotides. Its product is annotated as stimulated by retinoic acid gene 6 protein-like. Gene Ontology annotation, cellular component: plasma membrane. Gene Ontology annotation, molecular function: retinol transmembrane transporter activity; signaling receptor activity. The record is from RefSeq and is a predicted model, not a curated record. Gene Ontology annotation, biological process: vitamin A import into cell. Lineage: Eukaryota; Metazoa; Chordata; Lepidosauria; Squamata; Agamidae.